Messenger RNA from Propithecus coquereli (Coquerel's sifaka), 2649 nucleotides. RefSeq names its product microtubule-associated tumor suppressor 1 homolog. NCBI's taxonomy places the organism in Eukaryota, Metazoa, Chordata, Mammalia, Primates, Indriidae. The transcript is spliced from 6 exons. The record is from RefSeq and is a predicted model, not a curated record. Gene Ontology annotation, cellular component: cytoplasm; nucleus. The coding region runs from base 97 to 2649 and encodes 850 amino acids. Gene Ontology annotation, molecular function: microtubule binding.
GAAUGCAGUUAGAGGAUCCUGGGAAGCCGAGUGCCUGGAUGGAGCCUGAGCUGGGUCUCUGACUCAUUUCUGACUUUAGUUCUUUCAGUAGGGAAAAUGGCGAAGAUGUUCAGUUUCAUCCUUGUUGCCACUGUGGUGGUGAUGGCCAGGGAAAGUUGGGCUGUCACGAACUGCGCCCAGGAGCAGGCGCGGCUCAGAGCCCAGGUGCGCCUGCUUGAGACCCGGGUCAAACAGCAACAGGUCAAGAUCGCGCAGCUUUUGCAUGAGAAGGAAGUCCAGCUCCUUGAUGAUGGGGCCGAGAAUAACGUCAUUGAUCAUGGAGGCAAGAGGCAGCAUGAAGAUAGUGUAGAUUGGGAGUCGGACCCUGUAAGAGUCAAUCGUUGCUGGUUCCUUGCAAGCCUCCACCCUGAUAAUUCUGCAGCCUUCCCACCUCGCACCCGCCCGCGGCGCGAUGGCCCCACCGGCCCAAGCAGGCCGAAGGGCUGGGCGGGGGCGCACAGGUGGCGAGAGGGGACUGGGAGGCCGAUCCUCAGGCUAGCCCGCCUGGCCCGGGGCGCCAGCAUUAGGCGCAGCAGAGCUCCGGUCGCCCGCGGGGACGCUGGGUUCAGCCAGGUGCGCCGGCAGCAGCCCGGGGCACCGCGUCGCACGUGGCAACAGGUGCAGCGCGGGCCUGGGGGACGCCCGGGCGUGGGGCGCGUCCGCACUUCGCCCGGGAGCGCGCGGGGCUUCGGGAUUGGGACACUGGAGCGCGAGAGCACGGAGCGGGCGGGCGGGGCCCGCCAACCUGCCGAGCCCGGCGGAGCGCAGCGCUGCGGAGACUCCCCGGCGGCGUCCCGAGGUACCGCCUCGCGCGUCUUUCAAGUUUCUCGGGGCGCAGCCCCCGUGCUCGCCGCCUGCUGCGAAGGGGCCGCCGCGGAUUUGAACCGGGGAGAGUUCUCUUCUUCCUUGGAGCUAAACCAAACAUUUGACAUCGCAGUGGAUAAAGCUAACCACACCAUUAUAUCACAUCAUGCCAUAGAAAAGAGUCAGUCUUUGCCUACCACUGGAAGUCUGCCACCAGCCAGUAUGAAAAGUGGAAAUACAUCUUCUUUAUCCUAUUCCACUCGGACGUCUUCCCAUUCUGAUAAGAGGCAUGCAAGAGAAACUAGUUAUGACAGAAAGAACUUUGCAAACCCUCAAUCCACACCAUUGGAGGCUCGAGACACAACUUACACAGCAUUUUCUGAUGUAGUGAUGCAAACUGAGGCUUUUGUUCCAGAUACUGAAAAUCAGUGUCAGUAUUCUUCAGGAAAGGUCACCAGUGAGUACACAGAUGGGUCACAGCAAAGACUAGUUGGAGAAAAAGAGAUACAAGCUCUAACACCAGUUUCUGAUGGCAUGGAAGUCCCCAGUGGGUCCAUAUUACAAAAGUUCUUUUGUUUAUCUAAAGAUGAACCAAAUAGUGACACACAUUCACAGAGCUCAUAUGGGCACAAGGAACUGGGCCAACAUCUGAGAGAGACAGUGUCCAGUUGUCUUAUUGAUGAUGAAUGCCCUUUAGUGGUGCCAGCUUUUGAUACAAAUAAAGCCCAAGUGCUGAGUCCAGAGCAUAAGGUCAUGGUGACUAAAGACACACAAAUUGCCUCCAACGAAAAGGAUUUGGGAACCCAAAAUCGUACCUCAGAAUUGAUACUAAGUAGCUCGCCAGGACAAAACGUGGUUUCAGCCUUUGAACUGACUUGGGAAGCAGAUAAUAUGGUCAUUAGCACAAAUGACACGGUUUGCAUGUCAACACCAGUCCAGGAACCCACAAAUAUGACCCUUUCUGUUUCACCUAUCAAAGCAACAGAGAAAUGUAAAAAAGUGGAAAAGGGAAAUCGAGAACUUAAAGACUUGUCAAACUUGAGGGGGGCACCUGUGAACAUGUCUAAACCUAGUCUAGGAAAAUCAACAACCAAAACAAACACCCCAAUAGGCUGCAAAGUUAGAAAAACUGAAAUCAUAAGUUACCCAAGACCCAACUUCAAGAAUGUCAAAGCUAAAGUUAUGUCUAGACCAGUGUUGCAGCCCAAAGACCCCAUCUUGUCAAAGGUCCCACCCAAACCCCAGGUGACCGGUGUCUGUCCACCCUCAUCAGCAUCUAACUCAAGACAGUUGACCGUUCUGAGCAAAACACCAAGAUCCGACUUGAGCGCAGACACGAAAGCAGAAAUCCUCGUUAACAAGACGCAUAAGCAGCAAUUUAAUAAACUCAUUACUGGCCAGGCUGUGCAUGUUACAACUCAUUCUAAAAAUGCUUCACACAAGGUUCCAAGAACAACAUCUGCCGUGAAAUCGAAUCAGGAAGACGUUGACAAAGCAAGUUCUUCUAACUCAGCAUGUGAGACUGGGGCCGUAGCAGCGUUUUUUCAGAAGAUCAAAGGCAUGCUCCCUGUUAAAAUGGAAAGUGCAGAAUGCUUGGAAAUGACAUACGUUUCUAACGUCGAUAGGAUUAACCCUGAAAAGAAGGGUGAAAAAGAAAAUGGGACACCUAUGGAAAAACAAGAGCUAAAACAGGAAAUUAUGAAUGAGACUUUUGAAUAUGGUUCUCUGUUUUUGGUGAAUAGAGGACUGGACGGCAAGGAGGCCUUCUCAGUCACGAGGAUGGGCGCCAGCCAGAGAAUAGAGUGA